UCGCCGUCCUAGAUAAUGACCCACAUGACACGGAAACGUCGGAAUGUGCUUUUAGAUUAAAAUGUUCUAAAUUGUGCCCCCGUAGAGAAUUUUGAAUGAGCUUGCAAUUGCUAAAGUACAUAUUACCUGUGUCCUUUCUGGUCAUAAGGAAUUUACAUGCCAUGGCUUCUGAGAUGAAAUAUGUACAUUAUGAGAAAGGUGGUGCAGAGAACCUGUCUGUACAAACAACAAAUAUUCCAGCGCUGAGGGAGAGAGAAGUUUUAGUAAAAGUGUUUGCUACAGCUGUUAAUCGUGCAGAUACAAUACAGAGGAAGGGUUUUUACCCACCGCCACCUGGGGAAAGUGAGAUACUUGGGUUGGAAGCUGCUGGCACUAUAGAGAAAAUAGGCUCAGACUGUACUGGGUCCUGGAAAGUUGGUGAUAAAGUUAUGGCUUUAUUAACAGGUGGAGGAUAUGCUGAGUUUGUUGCUUUACCGGAAGACAUGUUGUUAAUGGUUCCCAAUACAAUGAAGUUUUCUACAGCGGCUGGUAUUCCGGAAGUCUGGCUUACAGCAUAUCAACUCUUGCAUAUUGCAGGUGAGCUUGAGAAAGGGGACACAGUAUUAAUCCAUGCUGGUGGAAGUGGGGUAGGAACAGCUGCAGUUCAGCUGUGUGUACUGGCGGGGUGUAAACCUAUUGUGACAGCAGGUUCAGAGUCCAAGCUUCAGAUGGCCAAGGAACUUGGUGCUGUAGCUGGCUUCAAUUACAAGGAAGGAGACUGGAGUGAAAAGGUGUUGGAAUUCACACAAGGAAGAGGUGUAGAUCUGAUACUGGACUGUAUCGGUGCCUCAUAUUAUGAACAGAAUAUGAAAUCAGUCCGUACAGAGGGAAGAUGGGUCCUCUAUGGCUUACUAGGAGGAGGAACUAUCAGUGGAGAUGUGUUUAGUCAGAUGUUGAGAAAACGUAUCAGAAUUACUGGAACUACUUUAAGGGCUAGAAAAUUACAAUACAAAAAGAAUGUGACGGAUGGCUUCACUAGGGAUUGUCUGCCCUUGUUUAAGGAUGGUUCCCGGCCUGCUUUGAAGCCUGUCAUUGACACUAUAUUCCCAUUCAACAAGGCAGCUGAUGCUCACAGAUACAUGGAAGCUAACAAAAAUACUGGGAAAAUUAUUCUGCAGAUACGAGAUGAAAUAUCGGGUCAAACUAUACAUGAUGAAUUGUGAUCAUGGUUGUUGUAUAGGUCUAUGAUAAACCUGUGAUAUACAAAAUUAUGUUUUGUGGUAAUUGGGAGUUUAGUCAGAAUGUUAAAAUAAUUUGUGAAGGACUGUUGCAUUGAAUGAAACUGUGGCCAUAUUGAUUGAUGCAGUUAAUAAAUUUGUCAGUGUAUGGGCAAUUCUCACCAAUUGAACUGGUCAUGGGAACACAAAUUCUAAAGAAUAAAUAUUGGCCUAAUGAAAUUUUUAUCCUGAAAGUAGUAAGUUAACACUUGUUAAAUUAUUGUCCCCCCGACACCACCCCUCAACAACGAAGUUGUAGGGGGGUAUACUGGUUGCAGGUUGUCUGUCAAUCUGUCCUUAGACACAAUCUUGUGCGCACCAUCUCUCCUCAUCCCCUUGACACAAUUUAACCUUUACCCUGCUAAAUUUCUAAAAUGGACUGGUCCAUCAUUCAGUUUGGGCAGUACCAUUUAUUAUUCAAAGGGUUGUUUACUGAAAAUUUACUGACCGAAUAGUGAACACUGCAGACUAUGAUCAGCCUGCACGAACAUACGGGCUGAUAUUGGUCUGCACUGGUGGCAAAGGCAAACUCACUUGCCACCAGCAGGCUAAAGGUUAAUGAAACUUCACACAAAUGAUCAGUAACAACAGUAGUUGUGCACUGGGCAUGUUAGGUUCUUUCAGAAAAAAAAUUGCAGAGUUACGGGACUUUGAUUUUUGUUACUACACUAUAUACCUAGUGUCUGCAUAUGCAAUCUUGUGCAUGCCUAAUCUCCUGAACCCAAGCACAUAAUUUAAUGAAACUUCACACAAGUGAUAAGUAACAACAGUAGUUGUGCAUGGUGCAUAUUAGGUUCUUCAGAAAAAAAAAUCUGCACAGUUAUGGGACUUUGAUUUUUGUUACUAUAUUGAAUACAGUCAUACAGUCUGCAUAAUUAUGCAAUCUUGUGGGCGCCUAAUCUUCCGAACCCUUGUACACAAUUUAAUGAAACUUCACACAAGUGAUUAGAACCAAACCUAGUUGUACAUGGUGCAUGUUACGUUCUUUUAGAUAAAUAUUCUGCAGAGUUAUGGGACUUUGUUUUUUGUUACUAUACUAUAUACGUACAGUUCAUAUAAUUAUGCAGUCUUGUGUGCGUCAAAUUGCAAUGUACUGUGUCAGCAAGUGAGGUGGGUACAUUCAUCACCUUUAGGGAUAGCACUAGUUUUCUUUAGUGGCUUCUUAAAGAGCAGCUUCUUUAUGGAUUACAUUUUUGGAUUAUUUUUUGUUACUAUACUAUAUACGUACAGUUCAUAUAAUUAUGCAGUCUUGUGUGCGUCAAAUUGCAAUGUACUGUGUCAGCAAGUCAGGUGGGUACAUUCAUCACCUUUAGGGAUAGCACUAGUUUUCUUUAGUGGCUUCUUAAAGAGCAGCUUCUUUAUGGAUUACAGAUUUCAAAGAUUAAAAGACUGGGAAUAAAUCAGUAAGGAUUUGAUUUCCUUGAUGCAACCAAAAUUAAUGUUACAUUGAAAAUCAAUGAAAACUAAAGCUGUCACUAAAGGCGAUUAAUACCUCCAGACAUCACUUUGAUACAGGGAAAGUGAACUGUUGUGAUCAGGACAUUUGACCUUUAAGUGUGACCUUGACCUUGGAUGUAGUGACCUGGGUUGUGUAUUCUGCAGGUUGUCUUAAUGAGGGCAAAAACUGAUACUAGUUUUAUGAAAAUCCUUCCUUGGGUUAAAGGGCAAGGAAUGCCUGAAUAUAAGUUAAUUUGACAUGAAAAGCAACUUCAAGCUUGUCAUAACACUGAAAGAAUUUUUAAAAUCGGAUCACUAUUGAAAAAGAUAUGGCAGUUUAAAAUUUAAGAAAAUGGCUGAUCAUGGAUGCAGCCAUUUUAGUGUGUUUGUGACGUCAUUUACACACUGCUGAAUUCUUUAUUUAGCAAAUUAUCUUUUAAAUAGAUUAAUCUUAUAUGUUUCUUGAGUGCGAGAUGUAAAACAUGGUAAUUUCUCUCAUUAUAGCUAGAUAAAAUAGAGAAAUUAUUUUACAGAAAUGUUAAAGUACUGUAAACCUAGAAAUGGUUUCGCGCUAUUUAAGUUAGUGACUUUCGCGGUUGAUAUGUAUCCGUGUCAUUUUGUAGCCGUGAACCAGCCAGCUACCAUGAAAACGCAGAAGUCUGUAGUUUCCAUUGUACAUGACAACAAUGCUAUGAUUUGCCGUUUAAAGAAAUAUGCUUGGCACCUGAAAAGUUUGACGUGAUUGUUUUAUUGAGAUGUUUUAACAGUGUAGAAAUUCUUAUUAUAGUACCGGUAUAUUUAUAUAAUAUACAUGUACUUUUAUCAGGGAUCAAGUAAUUUAAGCAAAAAUGUGAAACAAACAAAUACAUUGUCUAUGGGACAUUAUGCAAACAUUUCAAAAUUGAUAUCACAAAAAAAUCUGUGUAGACAUAUUGGUCUGCUUUCUUGUAGUACUAUGCAGUGAUUUGUGAUAACAAACGGUUUAUUGUAGAACACGAGUUUCACUCACGAUCACAAAGUAGUCUAAGUAGAUUGAAAAGUGUUAAGGAUACGUGACAAAUUACUAGUAUUUGCCCAAUUUAUGUGCAGCCUUGUGUUUUAUACCUGCGACCAUUUUUUUGUGCUUAAGCUUAUUUCGCGACCGGCGCUUUCCACUAAUCUUUGUAGCCGCUCAAUCGUAUGUCAUCAUAAAACCGCGAACUAUAGAGUUCGCAAACGUUUCUAAGUUUACAGUAAAUACAGUUUGUAAAGUAUGUAAAAUUCUUUCACUUCAUAAAAUGAUUUAAGAAAUUCUAGUAGAUGGACUUAACAUGUGAACAACAUUGCCUUUCCCUUUAAUCUAAGGAGCUGACACAAAUUUAAGCUGUUUAACCUUUAAUCUGCAAGAAUGACCUUGACCUUGGACCUAGAGUUUGCAUUCUGCAUAUUGGCUUUGAUGAGGUAAAACAUUGACAAUAGUAUUAUGAAAAUCUUCCAGGCCAUUUAGACGAUAUGAAGCAUGCAUAAAUUGAGCCGUGCCAUGAGAAAACCAACAUAGUGGGUUUGCGACCAGCAUGGAUCCAGACCAGCCUGCGCAUCCGCGCAGUCUGGCCAGGCUCCAUGCUGUUCACUUUUAAAGCCUAUUGGAAUUGGAGAAACUGUUAGCGAACAGCAUGGAUCCUGACCAGACUGCGCGGAUGCGCAGGCUGGUCUGGAUCCAUGCUGGUCGCACACCCACUAUGUUGGUUUUCUCAUGGCACGGCUCAAUUAUAGAUAGAGAUAGAGAACCCAUACCUUUUGUAUUUGGGGAUGUAAUUAUUUCACUAAUUUUAUCCAUACAAUUCAUCUUUGUUGUCUCAUGUUUAGGUAAAAGACAGCUCAGUUAUCACAGAAAGACUUUAAUAUCCCAAGUGUUUCAUUAUUUUUGAAUAAGCAUUUAUCAUUGUUACAAUAGAUGUACUUUAAACUGCUAGUCUGCCAUGUGCCAUAUUUUAAAUAAAUAAACAGAGUAUUAUUA
Messenger RNA from Mercenaria mercenaria, 4689 nucleotides. RefSeq names its product quinone oxidoreductase PIG3-like. Gene Ontology annotation, molecular function: quinone reductase (NADPH) activity; NADPH binding; quinone binding. The coding region runs from base 96 to 1202 and encodes 368 amino acids. The record is from RefSeq and is a predicted model, not a curated record. The transcript is spliced from 8 exons. Lineage: Eukaryota; Metazoa; Mollusca; Bivalvia; Venerida; Veneridae.